Sitodiplosis mosellana (orange wheat blossom midge) is the source of this 4811-nucleotide messenger RNA. RefSeq lists its product as uncharacterized. The transcript has 8 exons. Gene Ontology annotation, molecular function: 1-phosphatidylinositol-3-kinase regulator activity. Lineage: Eukaryota; Metazoa; Arthropoda; Insecta; Diptera; Cecidomyiidae. Gene Ontology annotation, biological process: intracellular signal transduction; phosphatidylinositol phosphate biosynthetic process. The record is from RefSeq and is a predicted model, not a curated record. Gene Ontology annotation, cellular component: phosphatidylinositol 3-kinase complex. The coding region runs from base 416 to 3793 and encodes 1125 amino acids.
UCAUUCGAUGUGUGUGCACACAAUGAUGAUGAGUGUUGAUUCAUGCAUUCGCUUGGUGCACAACGCGCGUCAUCGUUAUCAUCGAGGACUUGUCUCCCAUUCGUUGCGUGCAUAAACCGCAUAAGCAACGUUAAGCCCGUAGUGCAAUGAAUCAGCGAACGAUGUGAUAAGAGUGAUGGAUUUUGUGUGCACAAAUGCAAGAAGCGGAAGUAAAUGUAAAGGAAAAGUUGAGCAACCAUAAAAAGGGAUUAAAUACGACGAAACGCGGCUAACAAAACAGUGUGAGACGACAUCGAGUGAAACAGAGAGAUAGAUAAAACUCCGCCAGCCAGCGAAUAGAAAAACAAAAGAAAGCACACACAGAGCACAACACAAUAUACAAUCAAGUUCUCUGGAGAACUUGACCAUUCGAGAAAUGGCAAAAUUGAACAGCCAUGAACAACAGUUAUUGUCCACGGAAUACGGUUCGAAUGCGAUAAACACGAGCGCGGUGGGAAGUGCAAGCAGCAAUUCAAUGAGCACAACAUUUCCGUCGAAUCAUCAUUUGCUGGUGAGACAUGCUGCCAUUGAAAUCUCACCGUCGGCCAUAUCGCAUUCGCAACACCAGCUCAACAGCGGAAACAGCUUCGAAUUAAACGGUGUGACAACGUCAUCAUUGUCUGAAGACUCUGGUCUACCGCUCACCACAAAUAGUUCCAUUUCGAGCGGUGAUUCCACCCGAAUGGGCCUAUGCAAAUUUGAAUUUGAGUUGGCUGCCGAAAGUGAUGCGGAAGUGUCACAAUUCGAUUCAUUGGAAAAUUGUUCAGACGGUGGCAUGAGCGCGGAGAAUUUCAACACAUUGAAGAAAGUGCCAUUGGCACCGAUUGAUCCACCGCCGGAAUUUCAGGAUUCACCGCAGACAACGUUGCUGCGAUCGAAAGCAGUGCAGAGUUUUUCAACGAAAUUGGCCAAGAACAUUGUAUCGACAGCCAUCACCGGCAAUAAUCCAAAUUCCAUUUACGACGAGGUGCCAAUGAAUCCAUUGAAAACCAAAUCGCUCGAGAUUUUACCGACCGAAUCGGAACGCGAGCCAUACUCGUACGAACGAUUGCCGCGCAAGCGAAACGAUUACGAAGACGAAGAGUGUCAGGUGUAUCAAUGCGAAUACCAUUUGUAUCAUCGCACAACGGAUGACUUCUACCAUACUUAUGAUAUUUAUGCUAGUGAUUCUGUACUUAAUACGCAUAUCGACAAUAUUUAUGAUGUUCCAUGUGAUGAAUAUCCAGCGAAUGCAAGCUGUGACUCGAUUCUGGAGCGCAACGAUCAUUUCACAAUUUUUGACGAUAAUCUAACCAAAGCCGGAGUUUCGAUGAUUCUGAAACCACCGGACAAUUGCAAUCGAUUGCAAAUGGAACAGGCCAACGAAAUCCACGAUUACGAUUUGUAUUAUCAGCGUAAAACAAAAUGUGGCAAAAGCUACUGUACAAAUAAAACGAUCGAACCAUAUUCAUCUGGUACAUCAACAUUGGCAUCGACAAACAAUUCACUGCGGCCAUCCGAGUCAAGUGCAACGGCCAAUGACAACAUUCACUCGAAAUCGUCGACACUAUCGUCGGUGUCGAAGGCAAAGUCAUCGUCGUCAACAUCGACGUCGAUCACAACAUUUCAGCAUCGUAAAACACCAUCAAUUCUGUACAGUCCAUUACAUUAUCAUGCCAAUAGUAAUUUGUCGACGGGCAAUCGUCCAAAUUCACGCAAUUCACUGAACAGCCGACUGUCCAGUUCACAUAAUUCAUUAACAAUAUCAUCAUCAAACAAAGCCGACGAUUCAAUAUUCAUAACACAAGCCAUGUCGCAUGAUGCAUUAACCAGUCGUGAAAUAUCCGAUUUCUAUAAUGUUCCCAUUGAUUCAGACAUUUAUGCGUUGCCGAUUGAUGUGAUUCGGCCUAUUUUUAGCUUAAACACUAGUCGAACGUGCACCAGCCGCAACAGCAUCAAUGGUGGUUGCAACGGAGCAAAAAGCAUAUUGGGCGAUAAAUCCACACUUAAAUCGGUCGUUUCGAUGCAGAACACAAUCAGUGAUAUCCAGCAAUUGCCAGUGUCCACGCGCACCACUAUGCUACUCAAAAGUGGCACAAAACAUUUCCGUGGCCGUUUGAAGUAUGUGCGCAACAAUAAGCGACGAAAACGCCAGCAAAGUUUGGAUGGCUGCAACGGUGCCAGCAAUGUGAUCCCAUCGAAAUCGUGCCGAUCGAGCAGCAGUAACAGUGCGGCCGAUAAACGGCACAGUGUCCCGGAAAAUGUGAUUACCGAACCAAAACACAUAAUGCUGGAUGAGGUCAAACAGCAAAUGAUGUACACCAGUUUGUGUUCGAGCUCAAGCGAAUCAGCACUCGAACUGAAAGCAAUCACGAAAAAUAUGUCGAACAAAACAAAUUUCAAUGGCAACUGCAAUCACAGCAAUAGCAGUGGACGAAUCAACAAACUUGCAUUGUUCGGCACAUUUUCAUCCAACAAACAUUCAAACAAUAACAAUAAUAAUUCGACUAGUUUCAAUCACAACACAGCGAAUAAAUCAAUUGUGAUUUUAAAAAGUGAUCGAAAUUUCAAUUUGUCACACAUUAACAACAAUAAUUUGAACAAUAACACGAUCGGUGCAACCAGUUCCAUUGCAAAUAGUCAUACAAAAUCAUCAUCGGUAUCGGUCACAUCAAUUGUGAGCACACCAAAUCAUAAUGCGACCACAACCAAUUCAAAAUUGCCAAAUGUAUCAUCAAAAAUUGCCGCAAAAAAUGCGUGCAACAUUAAGAAAAUCUCGUCGUCGCCAAGUAUUGCCAAAGAAACUAACGAUGGUCUGACCACAAAUGCCACAAACAAUACACCACAACCAGCACAGUCAUCAGCGAAAAAAUCCCAAUUUUCCAUCAGUUUGAAUUUAAAGCAAAAAUUUUGCAGCAUUUUCCGCUUUCGAAAAUCCUAUUCAACCCAUCAUGCUUCGAAUACCGGAUCAAAUCAACGCGAUAUGACUGAUUACGAAGUAGCUGCCGGCGGCACUGAGAGAAAAGUCAAAUUUUCAACACGAGCUCUGCCACCAUUGCCACCAAAACUCAAAGGCACAGCUCGCAUCGAGUCACCCGGAACAAUUGAGUCCAACUCAGCUGCCGAAGAAAGCAACGAAGACCGCGAUGGAAAGAAGAAUGACGUUCAAACAACCAUGGACUUUGCGACCAACAUUGAAAAAGUCAAAGAGUAUGGCUGGUAUUGGGGACCGAUUUCAAGUGAAGCAGCUGAAAAAAUCCUGUCAAAUGAACCGGAUGGAAGUUUCAUUGUGCGCGAUAGCUCUGAUGAUCACUACAUUUUCUCGCUGACAUUCAAGCUCAACAAUUGCGUGCGUCAUGUACGAAUCGAACAGGAUCAAGGAACUUUUUCAUUUGGUUCAUGUGCGAAAUUCAAGUCAAGAACUAUCAUGGAGUUUAUUGAAAAUGCGGUGGAGAGUUCACGCAGUGGAAGGUAUCUGUUCUUCUUCCAUCGACGACCCGAACAUGGCCCAAUGAGAGUUCAGCUCACCAAUCCCGUAUCACGAUUCAAACACAUUCAAAGUCUACAACAUAUGUGUCGGUUCGUGAUUCGGCGUGCAGUCGUUCGAAAGGACUUGAUUCAGACGCUUCCUUUGCCACGACGACUUCAUGACUAUUUGAGCUACAAGAAUUGCUACUCCGAACAGGUCGAAAGUGAUAGCUCUCAAUCACCACCACCUGAGAUAAAUGAAGAAAACCACAGCGAUGAAGCUGAAGAGCAUGUGAUUCUGAGGUAAAAUGUUUGCGCAGCCAGUGUGCUAAUGGAUAUGAUGCGCCGAAUUUAUUCGAAGCAAAGCAGCCGCAACAAAAAAUUUACUCAAUUAGCCACAUUAGGUAUAACAAUAAAGUGAAACAAGAAUGUACAUUACAUAUAGAUUGAUCAUAGCCUAUCCAUGUUUAUGUUAUUGUUCAAUUUGCUUGAGUUGUUUGUUUCAAAUUCGUUUUCAUUUUAUGAUUGAGGAAAUCUAUUCGUAGAGAACAUCUUAGAUUAGUUGAAUUUUUUUUACAAACAAAACAAAAUUAUAUGGCAAUGGAACAUUGCUCAAGUAGAUGAUACUAGUCAUUUGAAUAGAUUUGGAUCUAAAUUAUUCGAUAUACAAUCUAUCUAAGGAAAUAAAAAGAAAACACAAGUAUUAAUUAUUGAUAAAAAAAGAAUGGGCAAUCAACGCCGACGCAAUACAAUGUUCCGAAGACUGUGGAGCAUCAUAUUUAGUGGUUGUUUUAUAAACGCAUAUAAAAUAUGCACUAACGAAUUCACAAUUUGGAGAACGGAGAAAUGAAAUUCGAACGGAAAAUUUAUAAUGGUGCGACAACAAUGCACAGUGCAAAUUAAAUCAAUUGAUGAGUGAAACCAAAAUUUCGAAAUUGUAAUUUUAAGCGACCGAAUUGGUACAAAAUGAAACAGAAAAGAAAACAACAAAUAUUUUUAGACAUUUUGAGAAUGAACUUUUUUCCAAACGAUAUUCAACACAUUGGCACAGUCAUUUUCAUUACAUUCAGGUGAUAAGAUUCAGAAGAGAAUAGAAUAAUGCAAUCGAAACACACAUACCAACACACACACUAAGAGUCUUCUUCCAUAAAAUAAUGUGUCCCACAGAAAUACAAUGCAAUAGCCCAGAGCAAUUAAAUAAAAACCAACAAAUGAAUAUUGUUUCAAUUUAGCAAAUAUGCAAACAAAACCAACAUCAACCCCAUAAUCUAUGAAAUCUCGUACGUGUCAAUAAACUAAAUAAAAACACUAAAGAAUAUCCAAAA